GUGUGUUUGUGUAAAGUUGGUUGGUAUCUCAAGCGAUUUCCACAUGAAUAAGCAACGAAACUUACUUGCAUUUAAUCGAGUGGCUGUGCUUGAUACGCUGUAGAGAGCAACGCUCGACUUCACUUUAAGCAGAAAUAUUAGGAUUAUGUGACACAUUGGAAUUCCCGGAGUUUAUUUAUGACCUAAAACUUACCCUGAAAGAAACCCUUCAUAGCGGAGAAAUGUUUAAAAACAAAUUUUUCAAGAAGAAACCGAAACCAAAGGUGGACAAAAGCGAGGAUCCAACUUCACUUACCAGCGAAACAAACUAUGAUGUCAUCGAUCCAAAAUCCAACAUUAGUUCUUCAAGAUAUACGCCUCUAUUACCGGAUACGCCAAUCCCAAAACUACCUAGAAAGAGCACAACCACGGGAAAGAUAUUCAACAAAGAUACGAUCGUGGACCUGCCGCUACAACAUGUCUCUUCCAACAGACGAAUGGAGGAUCUGGAUGAUGAGGAGUAUGGGUAUACUUCCGGUUACGCCGUCCAGAGAGUCAAGAAAAAGGACACGAACUGGGAGGAGGCAUUUCUGGAUGCCCAGGCAUUUACAGCAUAUCAGAAAGACAGCAACAGCCCAAUGAUAAGCAAAUUUUUCUUCUCCCCGCAAG
Saccostrea cuccullata (small rock oyster) is the source of this 648-nucleotide messenger RNA. RefSeq lists its product as uncharacterized. NCBI's taxonomy places the organism in Eukaryota, Metazoa, Mollusca, Bivalvia, Ostreida, Ostreidae. The transcript is spliced from 3 exons. The record is from RefSeq and is a predicted model, not a curated record. The annotation marks the transcript as partial.